ACAAACACCUAGCGUGCCCUGCUAUAACACAUCUCUACUACUCCUCCGCCUGCCGUUGCCGGAAAACCAUGUCGGGGAAGGAGUGUAGCCACCACAAGGACCGGAAAAAGAAGAGAAUCCGGCGAUGCCUCUCCGGCCUUAUGAUCUUCCUCUUCGUCAUCCUCCUCCUCAUCCUGAUAAUCUGGGCCAUAAUCCAGCCCAAGAAGCCCAAUUUCGUUCUCCGGCAAGCCACCAUCUUUAACUUCAACGUCUCCGCCCCAAACGUCUUCUCCACCACCAUCCAAGUCACCGUCACCGCCCGCAACCCGAACAGUAACGUCGGAAUUUAUUACGACAAGCUCGACGUCUACGCCACAUACAGCGGCCAGCAAGUCACCUACUUCUCCGAGAUCUCGCCGGUGUACCAAGGCCACAAGGACGUCAACGUUUGGUCGCCGUUUCUUCGCGGCAAUAACGUCCCCAUUGCGCCGUUUUACGGCCCGGAUCUCACCCGGGACAAGGCUGACGGCGCCGUCUGGCUCACGUUCAAGAUCGCCGGCCGCGUUAGGUGGAGGGUAGGCGACGUUAUCACGGGCCGUUACCAUCUUCAUGUAGACUGCCCGGCUUUUAUUCCGCUGGGGACGACGCCCGGAGACGGAGGUAUCGUCGUGGGAAACACCGUCAAGUAUCAGCUUUCCCAGAGUUGCGACGUUAGCGUUUGAUGGUCAAGCUAGUCAACGUGGCAUGGUUUCCAACUGUUUGUCCAUUUUUGAAUUUCAUAGUCAAUAUUAACAAACUUUGGUAUAAAUUAAAUAAAAUGAUGUUAAAUAUUUAUUUAAUAAUAAUUUUAUUUUUUAUGUUAUAGAAUAUUCCGAAAAAAUAUUGCUCUAUCUAAUUAAUAUUUAAUAUAAUUUUUAUUUAAUUAUAAAUUAAAAAUAAAUCUUGAUUGGUUAU
Molecule: messenger RNA, 933 nt
Organism: Cuscuta campestris
Lineage: Eukaryota; Viridiplantae; Streptophyta; Magnoliopsida; Solanales; Convolvulaceae
Source: the annotation of a GenBank genome assembly